Messenger RNA from Aspergillus brunneoviolaceus CBS 621.78, 2262 nucleotides. Its product is annotated as C6 zinc finger domain protein. Bases 1 to 2262 code for a protein of 753 amino acids. The record is from RefSeq and is a predicted model, not a curated record. Gene Ontology annotation, cellular component: nucleus. The transcript has 3 exons. Gene Ontology annotation, molecular function: transcription cis-regulatory region binding; DNA-binding transcription factor activity, RNA polymerase II-specific; zinc ion binding. NCBI's taxonomy places the organism in Eukaryota, Fungi, Ascomycota, Eurotiomycetes, Eurotiales, Aspergillaceae. Gene Ontology annotation, biological process: DNA-templated transcription; regulation of DNA-templated transcription.
AUGUCGACUACACCCAAUAUGCUCCCGGGCGACUCAAACCUCGUGCUUCAACCAGCCGCGACCCCGCAAUUGAACCGCUCCUGUGAAUCUUGUCGCGGCCUGAAAGUCCGAUGCUUACCCGAUGCCUCAACUCCCAAUCAAUGUCAACGAUGCGCGAAAGCAAACAGAACCUGCGUCUUUGUCGCACCCCAGAGGCGGCGGCCGCGUAAGCGAACCGAUUCCCGGGUAGCCCAGUUGGAAAAGGAGAUGCGACAGAUGCGAUCACUCCUCAAGGAUAGGCUGCGGGUUGAUGAAAGCAGUGCAGAGAGUGCGAGCAGUGAAAGGGAGGACUCCCGGGAGCCUGAAUUGGCCGCUGAACCCAGCGAGGCCAUCUCCACUAUCGCAGAGGACCAUAGCAGCGGGGCAGAUUCGGCUCGACCCAUGGACUUCUCACCCAGCUUCCCAUCAACGUCUCCAUAUCCGAAUACCUAUGAUGGUGGUCCUGUGAAUGCCCCUAUCACCAAUCCAGCGCCAGCCCCCUACUCAUACGAUGCAAGGCCGAGGGAGGAUGUCAUCGAUCGAGGCGUAAUAUCUCUCGAGUAUGCGAAUGAGUUGGUCGCCUUCUAUGUGACCGAACUCACGGCCUUUGCGCCGAUAGUGGUGUUGCCCCCACAUACGACUGCCACUCAAUUGCGCAAUUCAGCGCCGGUAUUGUUCCUGUCCGUUGUCGCUGCAGCGAGCGUUGCUCUGGAUGGCCAGUUGGCUGCCAUUCUGAACCGGGAGAUCAUCCGAGUCUAUGCGGAGCGAUUCUUCAUCAAUGGAGAUAAAUCUUUGGAGUUGGUGCAGGCAUUGCUAAUCAUGAUCGUCUUCUAUCACCCGCCCGACUCGCCUCUGAAGCUGCAGUUUUAUCAGUACACGCACAUUGCUGCUACAAUGGCGUUGGAGAUUGGCUUGGCCUCAAAGCGUCGCGUAGACAGAACCAACGAUCGCAGAGCAAGCAAAAGGGCCACUUAUGACGAGCAAAUGGCGGAACAGGCUAGGACGAUACUGUACUGCUAUCAUCUGACAUCUAUAGUUGCGAUGAAAACGCGCCGACCGAAUUUGCUCUUAUUGAAUGAAUGGAUGGCUGAGUGCGUGAAGCACUUGGAGCGAUCACCAAAUGCAGUAGAUAGGCAUAUGGCCACCUGGUUCGAUCUUCAGCGAAUAGUGGAUGAGUCGAUGGCCUCCUUCGGUCUCGACGAUACCAGUUCAACCGCGCCACUGACAGAGUCGCGCCUUCAGGCCGUUCUGAGGUGGUUUGACAACCGUAUGCUAUUGUGGCGUAAAGAGCUCCCGCUUGAUAUGCUCACAGUCCCCAUGACUUUUGAAUACCAUUACACCAAUCUCGCGAUCUAUGAACUAGCCGUCGGCGAAGGGUAUCGUGAUCCAGAUGCAAUCAAACAACAAUACUAUACUCUUCCCUCCCCGGAGGGUAAGGUGAAAUCGGCUGGCUCACAGCUCAGCGCUGUCCGCGUAGACAUCACGAUAAAAUGGAUGAAUGCCGCCCAUGAGAUGCUGGACUUCUUCCUCAGCUGUGACACCGAGAUGUUGCGCAAGAUCCCGAAUCUGAUCUAUACCCGGGUCGGGACGGCGAUGAUGUCUCUCCUGAAGAUAUACUUCUCAGUCAGCGCAGGUGCCCUUGGAGAGUUCAUCACAGCAGAAACUGUCAAGGUCGACAAGUAUCUAGAUGCAAUGACCCAGAAACUGGCAGAGGCUAGCGGUGGCCAGAAGUACAAAAUCCCGAGUCGAUGGUAUUACGUGGUUGCGGUCAAGGCUCGAAAUUGGUAUGACCGCUUGCAGCAUCAAAACAUGCAGAAAGCAGUUGGACUCGGCCCAACAAUCAAUGCAGGAGCAUCAAUGUCCCACCCGAACGUGCCGAGCCAGAACCAAUCGCCAUUUGAACUUCCUCACCAACCGGUGCCGCUCGGGAAUUUUCUGCCAAUCGCGCCUUUUCAUCCAAUCGCUGGAGGUUAUGGCGUACCGGCACCUGUUGGGGAUUCGAUGUGGUCGCCAGACCAAGGUGGCUUCCGGAAUGUGGCUAAUGUUAGCCAAUAUGCAAGCUACCAAACACCCAACCCCGUGAUGUCCCCUCGUUAUGUGUAUGACAUGCAGCAGCAGCAACAGCGGACUCCAUCAGAUAGUAGUCUGCAGGGUAAUCCGUCACCUCCUAAAACAGGCAUGGAGCUGGACGACUGGCUCCCGGACGGGAGCGUAUUUGCGUUACCCACUUUGCCUGGUUUUUAA